Messenger RNA from Podarcis raffonei (Aeolian wall lizard), 2818 nucleotides. Its product is annotated as vomeronasal type-2 receptor 26-like. Gene Ontology annotation, biological process: G protein-coupled receptor signaling pathway. The transcript has 5 exons. Lineage: Eukaryota; Metazoa; Chordata; Lepidosauria; Squamata; Lacertidae. The coding region runs from base 1010 to 2761 and encodes 583 amino acids. Gene Ontology annotation, cellular component: membrane. Gene Ontology annotation, molecular function: G protein-coupled receptor activity. The record is from RefSeq and is a predicted model, not a curated record.
CCAUGCCCAAGAACUACCAGUAUAUCCUGGCUUUGGGUUUUGCCAUCCAGGAACUCAACAGGGACUUGACGCUUCUGCCCAACGCCACCCUGGGCUUCCGCAUCUACCAGGAAAGCAGUUUUGCAAACAAGCCCACGGAAACCAGCCUUGCCCUCAUCUCCACGCGGAGACAAAUGGUGCCAAACUACAACUGCGACAAGCAGGACAAGCUGCUGUCCGUCAUUGGCAGCCUCGACUCAAAGACGUCAAGGCAGAUGGUGUCGAUCUUGAGUGCCUUCAAGAUCCCGCAGGUAAGGAGAGAAAUCGACCAGGGUUCUGGGUUCCUUUGGUGCAGGGAUGCAAAACCCACGCUCUGCAAAAGAGUUCCAUGGCGUGCGGGCCACCUUUUCUACCGGAAAAAAACAACGCUGUCCAGGGCUGUAAAGACUGCGGAGAGAAUAAUUGGGUGCACUCUUCCCACCUUGGAUCAAAUCUAUGCUUCCAGGUGCCAUAAGAAAGCGGCAGAGAUAGCGCAGGAUAGUGCGCACCCCGGAAAUGAUCUCUUUCAGCUUCUGCCUUCUGGAAGAAGGUACAGGUUAUAAAGACUAGGACUAGCCGCCUGAGAAACAGUUUCUAUCCAAAUGCGAUUUUGGUUUUAAACGCAGUGUAAGGUAGUCUUUAUCUCGGUUACGGCUCACCCAAACUGGGAUUUGCAUCUCCUUCUUUCUAUCACAUCGACCCCAACGAGAUCCUUCAGUUCAGGGGUUUAGUCUCGCUAUUCCUGCAUUUCCGCUGGAAUUGGGUGGGACUCAUCGCUUUGGAGGAUGACGGCGGCGAAAUUUUCAUCCGGACUUUGGCGCCGCUCCUCGCCCGGAACGACAUCUGCGUGGCGUUCACGGAAAAGGCUGUGCCAGAAACGCACGUCCUUUUGCCGCAUUUGAAACAAUGGGCAAAACAGGUUUCAAAGGUUUACGAGAGUGAGGCUCAGACGGUGGUUUUCUUUGUAGACGCCAAUUCCAUCCGAUAUUUAAUGGCGCCCAUCACCCAACUGGUGAAAAACAAGGGGACCUCAGCUGGGAAGGUUUGGAUCCUGACAUCCCAGUGGGAUUUUGCUGCUGCGAGAUCCGCCAGAACGUUUAAGUAUCUGAAACAUUUCCAUGGGUCCAUUUUCUUCAAAAUCCGCACGAGAAAAGUGCCUGGGUUCGACAAAUUUCUCUCUGCUUUAGAUCCAUACCGGUCUCCGGAAGACAUCUUUUUCCGUCGCUGGUGGGAAGUGGUAUUUGACUGUAAAUUUCUGAAACCAGACCAGAACGUUUUGAAGAACCAGCGGAACUGCACAGGCCAGGAAAAACCAGAGGAUCUCCCAGCCUUUGUGUUUUCGACUGAGAUGACUGGCUACAGUUACAGCAUCUACAACGCUGUCUAUUCUACGGCCCACGCGUUGCAUGACGCCAUGUAUUCAACUGGAUCCAAACUUGCAAUGGUGCCACGCGGCAAGAGACUUCUGAAUCUCCAGCCUUGGCAGAUUCUGGCCUCUUUGAGGAAGAUUCGGUUUAACAACACGGCUGGGGAUGAGAUAUAUUUUACGGAACAUGACAAGAGACCGGCAGCCUAUGAUAUUCUGAACGGCGUCUUCUUCCCCAACGGAUCGUGGGCCGAAGUGAAAGUUGGAGGUUUGGAUCCUCACGCAGCCCCAGGAGAGGACUUCAGCCUUAACCCCGAUGCAAUCGUGUGGGUUACUCAGAAGACCCCAUUCUCCAGGUGUGUAGAAAGUUGCCCUCCAGGACAGAGCAGAAAAGUUCUAGAGGGGAGGCCGGUUUGCUGCUACGAAUGUGUCUCUUGCCCAGAAGGGACCUUCUCUAACCAGACAGACGCAGUUCACUGCACCAAGUGCCCUGAAGAUCAAUACCCAAACAAGGACCAAGACCAGUGUAUUUCCAAGAAGACCAACUUCCUCUCUUACCAAGAUGUUCUUGGGAUGGUUUUAGCUUUUCUGGCUCUCCUGCUGUUCCUCACAACCUCCCUGGUGCUGGCGAUCUUCAUCCAACAACGCGACACACCCAUUGUCAAAGCCAACAACCGAGACCUCACCUACGUCCUCCUCGCCUCCCUCCAGCUCUGCUUCCUCUGCCCCUUCCUCUUCAUCGGCCGUCCCAAGAAGACCAUCUGCCUUCUCCGUCAAAUGGCUUUCAGCACCGUUUUCUCUGUUGCCGUCUCUUCCGUACUGGCAAAAACCAUCACGGUCGUCCUGGCCUUCGUGGCCACCCAGCCGGGAAACGCCGCGAGGAAGGUUUUGCAGAGACAACCGGCCAACUCCAUUGUGGUGGCCUGCCUGUUUAUCCAAGCCGUUAUCUGCGCCGUCUGGCUCGCAACCUCUCCGCCAUUCCCAAACCUGGACUUCCAUUCCACACCGGGAGAGAUUGUAGCCGAAUGCAACGAAGGUUCGGCCGCCAUGUUUUACACUGUCCUGAGUUACCUGGGCUUCCUGGCCCUGGUCAGUUUCCUGGUGGCUUUCUUCACCAGAAAGUUGCCCGAUAGUUUCAACGAAGCCAAGUUCAUCACCUUCAGCAUGCUGGUCUUUUGCAGCGUUUGGGUUUCCUUCGUCCCCACCUACCUGAGCACCAAGGGCAAGUUCACGGUGGCCGUGGAGAUCUUCUCCAUCUUGGCUUCCGGCGCUGGUCUCCUGGGUUGCGUUUUCUUCCCCAAGUGUUACCUUAUUCUCCUGAGGCCUCACCUCAACAGCAAAGAUCAUCUGGUUAGGAAAAAGCGUAAGGUAAUUUAACAGAAUUUUUAAGUUAAAUUAUUCUGUACAGUAAAUAAAUAAAUUCCAUUCCGUAUC